Messenger RNA from Trypanosoma cruzi, 465 nucleotides. RefSeq lists its product as uncharacterized. The record is from RefSeq and is a predicted model, not a curated record. NCBI's taxonomy places the organism in Eukaryota, Euglenozoa, Kinetoplastea, Trypanosomatida, Trypanosomatidae. The annotation marks the transcript as partial. Gene Ontology annotation, cellular component: membrane. The transcript has a single exon.
AACGCGAUCGCAUGGUUCCUGCAGGCGAAGCUAAAGUAUAUGUCGGACCCGAAUAACAUGGACCGCGAGCUGAAGUUUGCUUUUGUCCUUUUUGUGUGGAUGAUUUUUGUGGGACUUAUGGGCGGCGCCUCGUAUGUGAACGUGUUCCACAACAUUCUUGAGGAGACGCGACUGAUGCAGGAGAAGGAGCUGAAUGAGGCCAUGGUGUUUCUUGCCUCGCGUCAGAAAAAGAGUGGCGAUGCGGGAGGGACGCACGCCGAGCGUGGGGAGCAGGAGAGGAACGUGGUGGACGGCGAGUCAAAGGAAUUGUGCGAGGCGGCCCACUACAUCACGACGGUCUGGAAGGAGAAGCGUGACCUGGCCAUGAACAUUGGGUCCAUAUACUCGACAAUUGGAAUUACUUUGGGUUCACUGCUGGACCUGCUGUUCACGCUGGUGGUGCUCAAGGGAGAAGCGGAAGCGUAG